GACUGCGCCUGCGCACCUCUACCCGCACGCACGCGCCUUCGCAAAGGUCCAGCUUCUAAGAAACGUGUCCCGCGCGCCACGCCGUCUGUUUCCAGGGCAGCCCGGCGCCUCUUAGCAACCGCGCGCGCUGCCUGGGUCUCCUCCCGGCGCCCCCAGCUUGCCAUGGCGGCCGCGGGUCCCAGCGUCUUCCUGCUCAUGGUCAACGGGCAGGUGGAGAGCGCCCAGUUUCCUGAGUACGAUGAUCUCUACUGCAAGUACUGUUUUGUGUACGGCCAGGACUGGGCCCCCACGGCGGGUCUGGAAGAGGGCAUCUCACAGAUCACAUCCAAGAGCCAAGAUGUGCGGCAAGCACUGGUGUGGAACUUCCCCAUCGACGUCACCUUUAAAAGCACCAACCCCUAUGGCUGGCCGCAGAUCGUGCUCAGCGUGUACGGGCCGGACGUGUUCGGGAACGAUGUGGUCCGAGGCUACGGGGCGGUGCACGUGCCUUUCUCCCCUGGCCGGCACAAAAGGACCAUCCCCAUGUUUGUCCCAGAAUCUACGUCUAAACUGCAGAAGUUUACAAGCUGGUUCAUGGGACGGCGGCCUGAGUACACAGACCCCAAGGUGGUGGCUCAGGGUGAAGGCCGGGAAGUGACGCGUGUCCGCUCCCAGGGCUUUGUCACUCUCCUCUUCAACGUGGUGACCAAGGACAUGAGGAAGCUGGGCUACGACACUGGGCCUCCAGACACACAGGGCGUCUUGGGGCCCAGCCCGCCCCCGGGCCUCCCCCGGUGAGGGCCCCUCCACUGCCCUCUGUGCAGACCAGCAGCUCUCCAGUAACGCAGGGCAUCCUUCGGGAGAGUCCGCCACGGAUCAUCUGCCUGAAGUGCAGCCUGG
Molecule: messenger RNA, 879 nt
Organism: Ceratotherium simum simum (southern white rhinoceros)
Lineage: Eukaryota; Metazoa; Chordata; Mammalia; Perissodactyla; Rhinocerotidae
Gene: B9D1
Product: B9 domain containing 1
Biological process (GO): cilium assembly
Cellular component (GO): MKS complex
Source: RefSeq, a predicted model, not a curated record